Molecule: messenger RNA, 1235 nt
Organism: Euleptes europaea (tarantolino)
Lineage: Eukaryota; Metazoa; Chordata; Lepidosauria; Squamata; Sphaerodactylidae
Gene: IDH1
Product: isocitrate dehydrogenase (NADP(+)) 1
Exons: 8
Coding region: 6-1235 (409 amino acids)
Biological process (GO): isocitrate metabolic process
Cellular component (GO): peroxisome; mitochondrion; cytosol
Molecular function (GO): isocitrate dehydrogenase (NADP+) activity; NAD binding; magnesium ion binding
Source: RefSeq, a predicted model, not a curated record
UCACAAUGUCUAAAAAAAUCCAUGGCGGGCCUGUUGUCGAGAUGCAGGGGGAUGAAAUGACUCGCAUUAUAUGGGACCUGAUUAAGGAAAAACUCAUCUUCCCCUACGUGGAUCUGGAACUCCACAGCUAUGACUUGGGUAUAGAGAACCGCGACGCAACAGAUGACAAAGUCACCGUGGAAGCCGCCGAAGCCAUCAAGAAGUACAACGUAGGAAUCAAAUGUGCCACGAUCACUCCCGAUGAGAAGAGAGUAGAAGAAUUCAAGUUGAAGCAGAUGUGGAAAUCUCCAAAUGGGACCAUCAGAAACAUUCUGGGGGGCACAGUGUUCCGGGAAGCCAUUAUCUGCAAAAAUAUCCCACGUUUGGUAUCCGGAUGGGUGAAGCCCAUCAUCAUUGGCCGUCAUGCAUUUGGAGACCAAUACCGAGCCACAGAUUUUGUCGUUCCUGGCCCUGGAAAGGUAGAGAUGACCUACACGCCAAAGAAUGGAGGAAAACCUGUAACUUACACAAUACAUAACUUUGAAAACUGUGGAGGUGUGGCUCUGGGAAUGUUCAACCUUGACCAAUCCAUCAAGGACUUUGCUCACAGCUCCUUCCAGAUGGCACUGUCUAAAAGUUGGCCUCUGUACAUGAGCACCAAAAACACCAUUUUGAAGAAAUACGAUGGCCGGUUUAAAGACAUCUUUCAGGAGAUCUAUGAGAAGGAGUACAAGUCAAAAUUUGAAGCCAAAAAGAUCUGGUACGAGCAUCGGCUCAUAGACGACAUGGUGGCGCAAGCACUGAAAUCUGAGGGAGGGUUUAUCUGGGCCUGCAAGAACUACGACGGUGAUGUGCAGUCUGACUCAGUUGCACAAGGUUAUGGCUCCCUGGGAAUGAUGACCAGCGUCCUGAUAUGUCCAGAUGGCAAAACAGUGGAAGCCGAAGCUGCGCAUGGCACAGUCACCCGCCAUUAUCGCAUGCACCAGAAAGGCCAAGAAACGUCCACCAACCCUAUUGCCUCUAUCUUUGCCUGGACCAGAGGUCUCGCUCACAGAGCAAAAUUAGAUAACAACACAGAGCUCCAGAAAUUUGCCACCACCCUGGAGGAAGUCUGCGUAGAGACGAUCGAGGCCGGCUUCAUGACGAAAGAUCUGUCCGCUUGCAUUAAAGGCCUUCCCAAUGUGCAGCGCUCCGACUACUUGAACACAUUUGAGUUCCUGGACAAACUUGCCGAAAACCUGAAGGCGAAGCUUUAA